AUGCACAAUGCACUACUUAUAAGGUUGCUGAAAAGCAUUCGACAGCCCACGACCGGUUCUACCCUUCUUGGGGCCCAUCAAGAUGGGGACCGCGUGAUCCUCACUGUGCCUGGUUGGAGACCUUACAAGAUAUGGCUGCCAAUCGAUGUCAGUGGCGUUCUUGUUGUCAGUUUCUAUCCAGAGUGCGUGAGUGAAUGUCCAGAGGUGCUUUCAAAUAAAUCAUGGUUGUACGGCCGUGAAGCGUCGGUGGUGAACACUGAUGUCAUGCUGUCGAUGAUGAUGAUGAUGAUGAUGAUGAUGAUGUGA
Opisthorchis viverrini is the source of this 306-nucleotide messenger RNA. RefSeq lists its product as hypothetical. NCBI's taxonomy places the organism in Eukaryota, Metazoa, Platyhelminthes, Trematoda, Opisthorchiida, Opisthorchiidae. Bases 1 to 306 code for a protein of 101 amino acids. The record is from RefSeq and is a predicted model, not a curated record. The transcript has 3 exons.